This is a messenger RNA of Fusarium fujikuroi IMI 58289, 1179 nucleotides long. RefSeq names its product medium-chain fatty acid ethyl ester synthase/esterase family protein. The record is from RefSeq and is a predicted model, not a curated record. Bases 1 to 1179 code for a protein of 392 amino acids. Gene Ontology annotation, molecular function: monoacylglycerol lipase activity; acetylesterase activity. Gene Ontology annotation, biological process: medium-chain fatty acid biosynthetic process; medium-chain fatty acid catabolic process. The transcript is spliced from 6 exons. NCBI's taxonomy places the organism in Eukaryota, Fungi, Ascomycota, Sordariomycetes, Hypocreales, Nectriaceae.
AUGGAGUGGCUUGGACAUGCAGAACUCAACUUCACUCAUGCGCCUUCACCUCGAAAGGUGCAAGAGGAAGAUGGCAAUGUUACCGAUCUCUUAUCCAUCUGCGAAAAGGCAACACCGCCAUGCCGGCUGAACCCACUGCUCUUCAAUGGCCACCUGCAGACGAUGUGGACAGCGACCAAACCUGCUGGACCAAAGAUUUACUAUAAGCGCAAGAUUUUUGAUGCUGACCACAAGAUCUACCAUGGAACGUUCGCCGUGGACUUUGCUGUUGAGCCUUUUGAGGCCCCUGAUGACCCUUCAUUGUCUCGACGAACAGCUUACUUCACUCCGGAAGAGUUUGAGCAUAUCGGGUCAGACGACUGCAAGCCCAUGCUUGUUGUCCUGCAUGGUCUUUCAGGCGGUUCUCACGAGAUCUACCUUCGACAUACUAUUGCGCCAUUGAUUGGCGAGGGUGGCUGGGAAGUUUGCGUCGUUAACUCGCGAGGUUGUGCGCGCAGCAAGAUCACCAGUGGUGUCUUGUACAACGCUCGAGCGACAUGGGAUAUUCGUCAGGAGGGGCCCAACUGUGUCCUCAAGGGAGCAGUUGUAUGCAGCAACCCAUUCAAUCUAGAAGUUUCCAGCAAGAUCCUACAGAACAGCUACAUCGGCAAAGAAGUUUAUCUUCGAGUCAUGGGCAGUGCUCUAAAAGAACUCGCUGCCACACAUAGAACCGAGUUGGAAAAGUACAGCAAAAUCGAUGUCAAGGCCGUGAUGAACAUCACGUACCUCUAUGAGUUUGAUCGCCUCAUCCAGUGUCCUUCUUGGGGGUAUCCGACGGAGAGUGCAUACUACCGCGACGCUUCAUCGGUGGAUUCCAUACUUUCCAUUGAGAUUCCUUUCCUGGCUGUCCACUCAACUGAUGACCCGAUUGCUGUCAAGGAAGCUAUUCCCUAUGAAGAAUUCAAACAGAAUCCUAAUACUGUCCUUCUCACCUCUAGCCUGGGAGGACAUCUGUGCUGGUUUGAAACCUCGGGUGAUCGUUGGUUUACAAAACCCGUUGCCAACUUCUUAAACCAUCUUGCUUUCAAGACUGAUCUCAAUGAUCUCAGGCCCCUCGCUAACCCCAACAACAAUGAUCAUUUAGCCGACGGACAUGGCUACAUCCCCAUGCGACGCAAGCUGGUCAUUGUGGAAGACUAA